CAUCAGAGCACUGAUGAUCAGUGUGCCCUGAUGAUCAGUUUAGCCUCAGCAGUGCCACCUGUCAGUGUCCAUCAGUGCCAGCUGUCAGUGCUCAUCAGUGCCACGUGCCAGUGCCCAUCAGUGCCACAUAUCAGUGCCUACCAGUGAAACAAAAUGUAGCGCUAAUCGCUUGAUGUACAAAUAAAUCAAUGAUUUGUCAGGGCAGCAGUUGGCUGUCAGUGCCUACCAGUGCACAUCAAUGCCACAUAUCAGUGCACAUCUGAGCUGCCUUUCAGUGUCACCCAUCAGUGCCACCUAUCAGUGCCAAUCAGUGCCACCUAUCAGUGCCGCCUAUCAGUGCCAGUCAGUGCCGCCUAUCAGUGCCAGUCAGUGCCGCCUAACAGUGCCAUAUAUCAGUGCUGCCUUUCAGUGCCCAUCAGUG
Staurois parvus is the source of this 421-nucleotide messenger RNA. The record is from the annotation of a GenBank genome assembly. NCBI's taxonomy places the organism in Eukaryota, Metazoa, Chordata, Amphibia, Anura, Ranidae.